Oenanthe melanoleuca is the source of this 2570-nucleotide messenger RNA. RefSeq names its product xylulokinase (gene XYLB). Gene Ontology annotation, molecular function: D-xylulokinase activity. The record is from RefSeq and is a predicted model, not a curated record. The transcript has 19 exons. The coding region runs from base 765 to 2369 and encodes 534 amino acids. Lineage: Eukaryota; Metazoa; Chordata; Aves; Passeriformes; Muscicapidae. Gene Ontology annotation, cellular component: cytosol. Gene Ontology annotation, biological process: xylulose metabolic process; D-xylose metabolic process.
UUCUAGUUGUUUAACCAGUAGCUGUAUCUGGACAGUUAUGAUUAAGCAGCUGCAUUGUGAAUUCCGUAUGCUUGGCUAAUCUGUUGUUUUAAGGAAAAGGCAAGACAGUCCCAAGAUUAAUGGGCUGGACAAGAACCACCAAGAGUGAAUUCAGCAGAACUGAGCAUUAACUGGGGGAAAAGUGAUUACAGCAGUGGGUAAUCGCGACCGUCAACCCAUGGACCGCCUAUUCAAAACGGACCCCAGGCUCAAAUGCAGGGGACAGUAAUGUAAUUUGUAACCAAGGAAAGCUGACACGUUUGUUAAAAUGUAUACACGUUGUAAAGGGUUGAUACACUGUUCUUCAGCCUUUCGUGAGUUACCGCCCAGCUCCCCUCUUUGCACAAACUGGGAUGAAGGGACAGCAUCACUCACCGCGGUGUGUGAACGGGGCUGCGCAGCGCGGAGCGGGCCCGCGUUCGCGACAAUCCCAGCGCAGCAUCACCCACCAUGGCCCAGCCCCACAUCCCCCCGAGCUCUCCCCGGCCCCUCCGUGCGCGGGAUGAGCGCUCGUCCCGCUCCUGAGCACUCAUUAACCGCGGGGCCUCCGCUCUGCUGGGCCGGGCCGGCGGCUCCUGCCCGGGGAGGCCGGGCCAGCAGAGCCACCCCCUUCCCGGAGCCUGCCCCGGCUCCCGGCUGCGGGCCGUGCCGUGCCGAGCCGUGCAGAGCCGUGCCAUACCGGGCCGUGCCGUGCAGAGCCGGGCCGUGCCAUACCGGGCCGUGCCAUGGCCGCUCCCUGCUACCUGGGCUGGGAUUUCAGCACGCAGCAGUUGAAAGUCAUUGCUAUUGAUGAACAGCUGAGGGUCAUUUAUGAGGAUAAUGUUCAUUUUGAUAAGGACCUUCCGGAAUUUAAGACUCAAGGUGGAGUCUACAUUCACAGUGACAGACUGACAGUCACUUCACCAGUGCUUAUGUGGGUUAAGGCUCUGGAUAUGAUCUUGGAAAAGAUGAAGUCUUCAGGCUUUAACUUCUCUCAAGUCAGAGCUUUGUCUGGUGCUGGCCAGCAACAUGGGAGUGUGUACUGGAAAAAAGGAAGCAGCCAGAUUUUAAAGAAUGCAUCACCUGAACUGCCUUUACAUCAAUCACUAAAGGACUGUUUUUCAGUCAGUGACAGCCCCAUCUGGAUGGAUUCCAGCACAGCCUCCCAGUGCAGAGAGCUGGAGAAAGCCGUGGGGGGAGCCCAGCACCUGGCGAGGGUCACUGGCUCCCGAGCCUACGAGCGUUUUACAGGAAACCAGAUAGCAAAGAUUUACAGCCAGAAUCCUGAGGUCUACAAGCAAACUGAGAGAAUCUCUUUGGUCAGUAGCUUUGCAGCUUCCCUUUUCCUAGGAACUUAUGCACCUAUUGAUUACAGUGAUGGUUCUGGUAUGAACUUGCUGCAGAUUUGGGAAAAGGGAUGGUCCAAGUCCUGCCUUGAUGCUUGUGCCCCUGGAUUAGAGGAGAGACUAGGAUGCCCUGUGCCAUCCCACUCAGUCCUGGGGCCCAUUUCUCCAUAUUACAGUCAGCAUUAUGGGUUUAGCCCAGACUGUAAAGUGGUAGCAUUUACAGGAGACAAUCCAGCAUCACUGGCAGGGAUGAGACUUCAAGAAGGAGACAUUGCAAUUAGCCUUGGCACAAGUGACACAUUGUUCCUGUGGAUCCAAGAGCCAACUCCUGCCUUAGAAGGUCAUAUCCUCUGCAAUCCUGUUGAUUCUCAAACAUAUAUGGCACUUUUAUGUUUUAAGAAUGGCUCUCUGAUGAGAGAGAGGAUCAGAGAUGACUGUGCUUCAGGCUCCUGGGAUGAAUUCUCCAAAGCCUUAUCAUCAACUGUUGCUGGAAACAAUGGAAACUUGGGUUUCUACUUUGAUGUGAUGGAAAUUACUCCUGAAGCAGUUGGGAUUCACAGAUUCAACAGAGACAACCAAAAGGUUUCAGGAUUUCCAAAGGAAGUAGAAAUACGAGCACUGAUUGAAGGGCAGUUCAUGGCCAAGAGGAUUCAUGCUGAAAAGCUGGGAUAUAAAGUCUUGCCUAGAACAAGGAUUUUGGCUACUGGUGGUGCAUCCCACAAUAAAAAGAUCUUACAGGUCCUGUCUGACGUGUUCAACGCGCCCGUGUUCACCAUCGACACGGCCAACUCUGCUUGUCUGGGAAGUGCUUACAGAGCAAUCCAUGGGCUUGUAGCUGAGAGGAAUGUGUCCUUGGCUGAUGUUGUGAAAUUAGCACCAGAGCCCAGGUUGGCUGUUACACCCACCCCAGGGGCUGAGGAGCUCUAUCGUCCACUUCUGAAAAGAUAUGCUGAGCUUGAACAGAAGGUUAUCUACAACCCAACCUCUUCUUGUCUUGUGAAAUAGAAGCAAACAAAAUUUAUAUGUUGGCUGAGUGGGCUCCCAAGGAGAAGAUCAGAAGAGAUUUGCUCAGAAUUUACUGGAGCUGUUUAAAUCAUUUUGUUUCUCUUUGUAGACAAAUAAUUUUUAUAUGUCUGUGUUUGAGUGUGUUGGUGGGGAAAAAAUUACAUUGUGAUUGAAAACCUGAUUAAAAAAGCAUCAUAUUGC